AGUUGCCACCUUACCAUUUGAUGCUAUUCAUGAAUUUAAAAAAAUGUUAGUAUAUUUAAUUCAAAAAAAACUCUCUAAUAAUAGUAAUUUAGCAAGAGAGCAAUGUUUAUCUGUUCUAUGCAUAGAAAGCCAAUUUGUUGCAGUAUUCAGAGAGUAUUUAAAGCAUUAUAUUCCUAGUAAAAGGCUAUAUAAAUGUGAUUUCAGUAGCGAAGAUGCAUAUGAAAUAUUAAGUAAGAUUUUUGAGGAUCUAGAUUGGAGAAUUAGGCUGUAUGCUCAGAAACAAAAAACGGCUGUAAUUCUUUUUUCUUCAACAAGUAAUCUUUCAGAUUCAGUAAACUUAGGCUCAGAAAUUGGCAAGAAAAAAAUCAUAAAAAAUGCAAAUCAGUAUUUGGAAUGA
This is a messenger RNA of Racocetra persica, 397 nucleotides long. Lineage: Eukaryota; Fungi; Glomeromycota; Glomeromycetes; Diversisporales; Gigasporaceae. The record is from the annotation of a GenBank genome assembly.